This is a messenger RNA of Aspergillus udagawae, 282 nucleotides long. RefSeq lists its product as uncharacterized. The record is from RefSeq and is a predicted model, not a curated record. The coding region runs from base 1 to 282 and encodes 93 amino acids. The transcript has a single exon. NCBI's taxonomy places the organism in Eukaryota, Fungi, Ascomycota, Eurotiomycetes, Eurotiales, Aspergillaceae.
AUGAAGUUAUUCAACUUGAGUAUUUAUCUCAUGAUUCUGGGCACUGCUACGUCCUGGAAGCUCGAGGCUGGAACCCAGACGUGGUCGGGAUCGACCCCACAGGGAUGUCGAGCCGUGUUCAUCCAGAGAGGCACACAAAUCAGCUGGGAAGGAUCACCAGGAGCCGAAACCCUUCAGCUCUUUAACGUCCAGGGCAGCUGCAGCAGAGUGUAUCGCACGGUGAUGGGCAAAGGAGAUAUAAAUGCGUCGAACAAUAUCUAUGGCUUUGUUGUGAAGGCCUGA